GCGGCGAAUGCGCUUGGUCACGGGCUGGAAGCGGCAUCUUCUCGGAAGUCUCCCUCGCUGCGCCCCUUCUCCGCCCCGGGAGCGCCGAGCCGGCCGGGACCGCGACCUCACGGCGCCAUGAUCACCUCAGCCGCUGGAAUUAUUUCCCUUCUGGAUGAGGAAGAGCCAGAACUCAAGGAAUUUGCUCUCCACAAACUGAACGCCGUUGUCAAUGACUUCUGGGCUGAGAUCUCUGAAUCAGUGGAUAAAAUUGAAAUUCUGUAUGAAGAUGUUGGGUUUCGUAGUCGGGAGUUUGCUGCUUUGGUGGCCUCCAAAGUGUUCUAUCACUUAGGAGCUUUUGAAGAAUCCCUGAACUAUGCCUUGGGAGCUGGCAACCUUUUCAACGUCAAUGACAAUUCUGAAUACGUAGAGACCAUUAUCGCAAAAUGCAUUGACCAUUACACCAAACAGUGUGUGGAAAAUGCCGAACUGGCUGAGGGGGCCCAGAAAGCAGUCGAUCCUCGCUUGGAAGGGAUCGUAAACAAGAUGUUUCAGCGCUGCUUAGACGAUCACAAGUACAAACAGGCCAUCGGCAUUGCCUUGGAGACCCGCAGGCUGGAUAUCUUUGAGAAAACCAUUUUGGAAUCGAAUGAUGUUCCGGGAAUGCUGGCCUACAGCUUAAAACUUUGCAUGUCUUUGAUGCAAAAUAAACAGUUCCGCAAUCAAGUGUUGAGAGUUUUGGUUAAAAUUUACAUGAACCUGGAAAAACCGGAUUUCAUCAAUGUGUGUCAGUGCCUCAUUUUCUUGGAUGACCCACAAGCCGUCAGCGACAUCUUGGAGAAGCUGGUGAAGGAGGACAACCUUCUCAUGGCUUACCAGAUCUGUUUUGACUUGUACGAAAGUGCCAGUCAGCAGUUCCUCUCUUCGGUGAUUCAGAACCUCCGCAGUGUUGGCACCCCCAUUGCCUCCGUGCCUGGAUCUACCAACACGGGGACGGUCCCUGGGUCCGAAAAAGAAGGAGAGGUGAUGGAGACAGAGGAGAAGACAGGUAGCCCAGCUGCUACAGUGAAGUCAGCUCAAACAAAUUCAGGAACGAAGGACCAGAUUCCCAAAAUGAUAAAGAUUUUAAGUGGGGAAAUGGCCAUUGAAUUACACCUGCAGUUCUUAAUACGAAACAACAAUACAGACCUCAUGAUUCUAAAAAACACGAAGGAUGCGGUGCGGAAUUCUGUGUGUCACACCGCCACAGUUAUCGCAAAUUCCUUCAUGCAUUGUGGAACAACCAGUGAUCAGUUCCUUAGAGAUAAUUUGGAGUGGCUUGCCAGAGCUACUAACUGGGCCAAGUUUACUGCUACCGCCAGCCUUGGUGUCAUUCAUAAGGGUCAUGAGAAGGAAGCUCUUCAGCUGAUGGCAACGUACCUCCCCAAAGACACGUCUCCGGGGUCAGCCUAUCAGGAAGGGGGCGGCCUCUAUGCCUUGGGGCUCAUCCACGCCAACCACGGGGGCGAUAUCAUAGACUACUUGCUGAACCAGCUGAAGAAUGCCAGCAACGAUAUCGUUCGGCAUGGGGGAAGCCUGGGGCUUGGCUUGGCUGCCAUGGGGACAGCGCGCCAGGAUGUCUAUGACCUCCUGAAAACCAACUUGUAUCAGGACGAUGCGGUGACAGGUGAAGCGGCGGGUCUGGCCCUGGGCCUGGUGAUGCUGGGAUCUAAAAACGCUCAGGCCAUUGAGGACAUGGUGGGCUACGCCCAGGAAACCCAGCAUGAGAAGAUUUUGCGGGGCUUAGCGGUUGGCAUUGCCCUGGUGAUGUACGGCAGAAUGGAGGAAGCUGAUGCCCUCAUAGAAAGCCUCUGCAGAGAUAAGGACCCUAUUCUCCGUCGUUCGGGGAUGUAUACUGUCGCAAUGGCUUACUGUGGCUCCGGAAACAACAAAGCGAUCAGACGUCUGUUGCAUGUUGCGGUGAGCGAUGUCAACGAUGAUGUCAGACGAGCAGCUGUUGAGUCUCUGGGCUUUAUUUUGUUCAGGACUCCUGAACAAUGUCCAAGUGUCGUUUCCUUGUUGUCAGAAAGUUAUAACCCUCAUGUCCGUUACGGAGCAGCCAUGGCCUUGGGUAUCUGCUGUGCUGGGACAGGAAACAAGGAAGCAAUUAAUUUGCUGGAGCCAAUGACAAACGAUCCUGUCAACUAUGUGCGUCAAGGGGCUCUGAUCGCAUCUGCCCUUAUCAUGAUCCAGCAGACAGAAAUUCUCUGCCCAAAGGUCAGCCAGUUCAGACAACUUUAUUCCAAAGUCAUCAAUGAUAAGCAUGAUGAUGUGAUGGCUAAAUUUGGAGCGAUCCUGGCUCAGGGCAUAUUGGAUGCAGGUGGCCACAACGUCACAAUUUCUCUGCAGUCAAGGACCGGUCACACACACAUGCCAUCGGUGGUCGGCGUCCUGGUCUUCACCCAGUUCUGGUUUUGGUUUCCUCUCUCUCACUUUUUGUCCUUGGCUUUCACUCCGACCUGCGUGAUCGGCCUUAACAAGGACCUCAAGAUGCCAAAAGUGCAGUACCGGUCCAAUGUCAAGCCCUCCACAUUUGCCUACCCAGCACCCUUGGAAGUGCCAAAAGAGAAGGAGAAAGAAAAGGUUUCCACUGCUGUGUUGUCCAUCACUGCAAAAGCCAAGAAAAAGGAGAAGGAAAAAGAAAAAGAGAAAAAAGAAGAGGAGAAAAUGGAAGUGGACGAAGCGGAGAAGAAGGAUGAGAAAGAGAAGAAGAAAGAGCCCGAACCAUCCUUCCAGAUCCUUGACAAUCCGGCCCGGGUGAUGCCAGCCCAGCUGAAGGUGCUCACCAUGCCAGAGAGCUGCCGGUACCAGCCUUUUAAGCCUCUGUCCAUUGGGGGCAUCAUCGUCUUGCGGGACACCAGCGAGGACACAGAGGAGCUGGUGGAGCCGGUGGCCGCCCACGGGCCCAAGAUCGAGGAGGAGGAGCAGGAGCCGGAGCCCCCCGAGCCAUUCGAGUACAUCGACGACUAGGGCGAGGCGGAUGGGCAGUCCUCAGCGGAGUUUGGCACAACGUCUCGAUGUCUGGAGCCCUGGGAGGAAGUUCCUGUGGCAAGCCACAGCUCAGCGCAUGUCCCGACACUUCUCUGCUGGCAGUCCACAUUUGACAGGCGACAGAGAAAAACUAUGCCCUCUUUAGUGUACUCUUUCACAAGAAACCAGUUUUCAAAUAAAUCAAUUAAAAA
Molecule: messenger RNA, 3200 nt
Organism: Candoia aspera
Lineage: Eukaryota; Metazoa; Chordata; Lepidosauria; Squamata; Candoiidae
Gene: PSMD1
Product: proteasome 26S subunit, non-ATPase 1
Exons: 25
Coding region: 118-2988 (956 amino acids)
Biological process (GO): proteasome-mediated ubiquitin-dependent protein catabolic process; regulation of protein catabolic process
Cellular component (GO): proteasome storage granule; proteasome complex; nucleus
Molecular function (GO): enzyme regulator activity
Source: RefSeq, a predicted model, not a curated record